Polistes dominula (European paper wasp) is the source of this 1616-nucleotide messenger RNA. RefSeq names its product obg-like ATPase 1. Gene Ontology annotation, cellular component: cytoplasm. The record is from RefSeq and is a predicted model, not a curated record. NCBI's taxonomy places the organism in Eukaryota, Metazoa, Arthropoda, Insecta, Hymenoptera, Vespidae. Gene Ontology annotation, molecular function: ATP binding; ATP hydrolysis activity; GTP binding.
UGACGUCAUCAACGUGUGCUGUGUAUUUGCCAUCGUGAAAGUGCGACACGUUGUGCUAGAAAAAUCAUCGUACGUGGCUUGCCGAGAACAAAAUAAACAAGAAUGGCACCGAAAAAAGUCGAGGAACCCGAAAGAAAGCCACUCAUAGGACGAGUAGGGACUAAUUUAAAAGUUGGUAUCGUUGGAAUACCAAACGUCGGCAAGUCUACCUUCUUUAAUGUACUCACUAAAAGUCAAGCAGCGGCGGAGAACUUUCCUUUCUGCACCAUCGAUCCGAAUGAAAGUCGUGUACCAGUACCCGACGCAAGGUACGACUAUUUAUGCGAAUACUUCAAACCGGCCAGCAAAGUCCCAGCAUUUUUAAACGUAGUGGACAUCGCUGGUUUAGUAAAAGGUGCUGCCGAAGGACAGGGUUUAGGAAAUGCUUUUCUUUCUCACAUCAGUGCCUGCGAUGGAAUUUUUCAUCUUUGCCGAGCUUUCGAAGACGACGAUGUUACUCACGUAGAAGGUGACGUUAAUCCAGUACGAGAUCUGGAAAUAAUUAGCGAAGAAUUACGACUGAAGGACGUCGAGUUUCUGAAUGGUCAUCUUGAGAAAUUGGAAAAAUUGGUUGUUCGUGGUAACGAUAAGAAAUUGAAACCAGAAUACGAUACACUUUUAAAAGUUAAAGGUGUUUUGGUAGACGACAAGAAGCAUAUCAGGUUCGCCGAUUGGAGCGCAAAUGACAUCGAGGUACUCAACAAAUAUCUCUUCCUCACGUCUAAACCAGUUAUUUAUCUGGUUAAUCUUUCGGAAAAGGAUUACAUUCGUAAAAAGAACAAAUGGUUAGUCAAGAUCAAAGAAUGGGUGGAUAAGAAUGAUCCAGGAGCUGUGCUCAUUCCUUUCAGCGGUGCAUUUGAAAAUAAAGUUUUUGACAUGGAAGAACCGGAACGAGCUAAAUAUUUCGAGGAAAACAAAGUCACUAGUGCCCUAGACAAGAUCAUUGUCCAAGGCUACAAAGCAUUACAAUUACAGUACUUUUUUACUGCCGGUCAUGACGAAGUUAAAGCAUGGACUAUUCAGAAAGGUACAAAGGCGCCUCAAGCCGCUGGAAGAAUUCACACUGACUUCGAGAAAGGUUUUAUAAUGGCUGAAGUUAUGAAAUUCGAAGACUUUAAAAAUGAAGGCUCGGAAGCUGGAGUUAAGGCUGCUGGAAAGUACAGACAGCAGGGCCGUAAUUAUGUCGUCGAGGAUGGUGACAUAAUCUUUUUCAAAUUUAACGCUGGUGCUGGACUGAAGGACGCAAAGAAGAAGUGAUGGCACGCGUUCCUCAUGUUGUUGCUCGUCUUUUUGUACAUCAACAUGAUACUGCUCUCCUGUUGCAUGCAUCCACCUCAUGGCAAUCAUUCUCAACCGCUUUCUCAUGUUCCCUGAUUUCAUCUUAAUUUUUUCCCCUUUUCAAUAUAUAUAUAUGUUUAACUUUAAAUAGUGUCGAUGAAAAAAGAUGUCAUACGAGCAAUGUGAAUAUUUUUUUAUUGAUCAAAUGUUUGCUAUACUAAAGGGACUUGUUAUUUCUGUUAUUUUCUAAAUAGCAAAUGAAAUGAAAUAGAAAAACAUGAAAAUUAGUAUCAUCGUCA